Molecule: messenger RNA, 2245 nt
Organism: Hordeum vulgare subsp. vulgare (domesticated barley)
Lineage: Eukaryota; Viridiplantae; Streptophyta; Magnoliopsida; Poales; Poaceae
Product: pyrophosphate--fructose 6-phosphate 1-phosphotransferase subunit alpha-like
Exons: 18
Coding region: 118-1986 (622 amino acids)
Biological process (GO): glycolytic process; photosynthesis; response to glucose
Cellular component (GO): cytosol
Molecular function (GO): 6-phosphofructokinase activity; diphosphate-fructose-6-phosphate 1-phosphotransferase activity; ATP binding
Source: RefSeq, a predicted model, not a curated record
GAUCGAUUUCUAGCGAUAGAGCUCUGCACCGCAAGAGACAGAGGAAAACACCAAUCCCGCCGGCCGGCCGGCGACGUGAGACCGUGACUCCGCGAGCGGAGAGGCCCGAUCGCGACGAUGGGCAGCGUGGCGAUGGACUCCGACUACGGCGCGACGCGCGAGCUGUCGCCCCUCCAGAAGGAGCGCGCGCUGUAUCGCCCCGAGCUCCCGCCCUGCCUCCAGGGCACCGCGGUGAGGGUGGAGCACGGCGACGCCGCGAUCGCGGCUGACGGCGCUGAUGCGCAUGUGAUCGGCCACGCGUUCCCGCACACGUAUGGCCAGCCGCUGGCGCAUUUCCUCCCGAAGACGGCCAAUGCGCCGGACGCUACGGUCAUCACAAAGCACCCUGCCGUCAGGGUUGGUGUCGUCUUCAGUGGCAGGCAGUCCCCAGGUGGGCACAAUGUUAUAUGGGGACUACAUAAUGCUAUAAAUUCUCACAACCCAAGCAGCAAGCUUAUCGGAUUUCUUGGCGGAACUGAUGGCUUGUUUGCUCAGAAAACUUUGGAAAUCACCGAUGAAGUUCUUUCUUCCUACAAAAAUCAAGGUGGUUAUGAUAUGCUUGGUCGAACCAGGGAUCAAAUCAGAACAACUGAACAAGUAAAGGCAGCAAUGACUACUUGCCAGGCUCUGAAGUUGGAUGCUCUUGUAAUAGUUGGAGGUGUCACAUCCAACACGGAUGCUGCUCAGCUUGCUGAGACUUUUGCUGAGUCGAAAUGUUUGACAAAGGUAGUUGGUGUUCCUGUAACUCUGAACGGCGACCUUAAGAACCAGUUUGUCGAGACAACUGUUGGCUUCGAUACCAUAUGCAAGGUGAACUCACAGCUCAUAAGUAAUGUCUGCACUGAUGCUCUUUCUGCUGAGAAGUAUUACUACUUCAUUCGCUUGAUGGGACGGAAAGCAUCUCAUGUGGCCUUGGAAUGUGCUCUCCAGUCACAUCCAAAUAUGGUCUUACUAGGGGAGGAGGUUGCUGCAUCAAAACUUACAAUUUCUGAUAUUACAAAGCAGAUAUGUGAUGCUGUCCAGGCAAGGGCUGAAAAGGAUAAAUACCAUGGUGUUGUACUUAUUCCCGAGGGCCUUGUCGAGAGUAUACCUGAAUUGUACGCUUUGCUUCAGGAAAUUCAUGGGCUACAUGAUAAAGGUGUUUCCGUUGAGAACAUCUCUUCUCAUCUUUCGCCUUGGGCUUCUGCACUAUUUGACUUUCUGCCUCCAUUUAUCAGGAAACAGCUACUUCUGCAUCCAGAGUCUGACGACUCUGCUCAGCUUUCUCAGAUCGAGACUGAAAAGCUUCUUGCCCAGUUAGUUGAGACAGAAAUCAACAAACGUCUGGAGGAAGGCACUUACAAAGGAAAGAAGUUCAAUGCAAUUUGCCACUUUUUUGGCUACCAAGCAAGAGGUGCUCUGCCAUCAAAGUUUGAUUGCGAUUACGCCUAUGUUCUCGGUCAUGUAUGCUAUCACAUCUUAGCUGCUGGUCUGAAUGGCUACAUGGCCACUGUGACAAACCUAAAAUGUCAUGUGGAACAGUGGAAAUGUGGUGCUGCUCCUAUUACGUCUAUGAUGACGGUAACGGGAUGGUCGCGUGGCCCUGCUGCCAGUCAAAUUGGGAAGCCCGCUGUUCACAUGGCAAGCGUCGACUUAAAAGGAAAAGCAUACGAGUUGCUGAGCCAAAACUCUUCCAGCCUCCUGAUGGAAGACAUCUACAAGAACCCUGGGCCGCUGCAAUUCCAAGGACCGGGUGCCGACGCAAAGCCCAUCUCGUUGUGCGUGGAAGACCGGGACUACAUGGGAAGGAUCAAACAGCUGCAGGAGUAUUUGGAGAAGGUGAAGAGCAUCGUCAAGCCUGGGUGCUCGCAGGAUGUGUUGAAAGCGGCGUUGAGCGCCAUGGCGCAUGUGACGGAGCUGCUGACCAUCAUGUCUUCUCCGUCUUACAGUGGCCAGGCGACCAUCUGAGAGCAAACUCGGAGCGUCCCAUAUGCCGGAAUCCCACGUGUUUCCACAGGCAUAAUUUUCCUUUUGUCGGCCCAUAGAAACCGGGAUCUUGAUAGUUCGUCAUCUGAGUUUUAGACUGCAAAGUGUGGCGACUGAUUAAAAUGAGUUUGGAGAUUGGGAUUUGGGAGGAGUUAGAACAGGAAUAAUUGCCCACUUUUAUGGCAGAAAUCAACGUCAAUAUAACCUGUGAGUUAGAAGCUCAGGAUAUAAUAACCGAAAA